Messenger RNA from Arabidopsis arenosa, 1196 nucleotides. The record is from the annotation of a GenBank genome assembly. NCBI's taxonomy places the organism in Eukaryota, Viridiplantae, Streptophyta, Magnoliopsida, Brassicales, Brassicaceae.
CUUCUUACAAAAGAAAAUAUUCAGGAAAGAACAAAUUUUCUUAAGCAGAACAUAAACAUGAAUUCUUAUAAUAGUUUUUCUCUUUUGAUUCUCUUCUCAUUCCUACUUUUUUUUACUCCAGAUUUUGCGGUUCUUACAGUUUCUUGUCCAACACACUGUGGAGGAAUCGAGAUCGUGUACCCCUUUGGAGUCGGAAAGGGUUGUUAUCUAGAGAAGUGGUACGAAAUUACAUGUAAUACCUCUACUUCAGGAAAGCUCGCCCCUUUUCUUUCCGUAAUCAACAAGGAAGUUGUGGGUUUCUCUCUUCCGAGUCAGCCCGGGUCUAAUAACUUUCCAUUGCCGUACCGGUCAGUUAGCAUAAAAAACCCAAUAACUUCAAGAGGAUGCUCAAGCAAUGGAGAAGAGCUUGAGCUUGGAGGACUUUUGAAUUUGACGGGUACCCCUUUUUACAUUAGCUACACAAAUACACUGAUAGCGCUUGGUUGCGACAACACUGCAACGUUGUCGAAUGUCGAGCCAAUCAUAGUGCAAUGCAAAUCAAGCUGCAACACAGCAACGCCUAUUAAAGAUUAUCUUGCACUAGUCAAUUGUGAGGACCGCUAUGGCUACAUAGAGAAUUGUCAUGAAGGAAACAUUACGGAAGGAAGCAUUGAUAUUACGGAUGCAAGCUGCAAUGGUAUUAGAUGCUGCAAGGCGUACAUGCCCGAUACUAUUCAACAGAUUGUUGGUGUCACAAUAGAAAACACCACAACAAGAGGGUGCAAAGUUGCCUUCUUGACAAACAAAGCAACCUUGUCUAAUGAAUCUGAUCCACAAAGGAUUCAUGCUAGAAAAUACAGCACGGUUGAGUUAGGAUGGUUUAUCCAUACGGCGAAUCGUUCGUUUGUAAAGUCUCUGGGAUGCUAUAGUGCAAAAGAGUACAUGAAUCUAACCUCCCAACAAAGAAGGGGUGACAUAAGAAGUUGUGUAUGUGACAACAAUGUUUAUCUAAGCUAUGCAAGAUGCUUGUGCAUUCAGGGUUUCAGAGGCAACCCAUACCGUUUAGGCGAAUGCAAAGGUUAGUAAUCGUGUUUAUAGUUCAUGUUUUUAUUCAAAUUUUCUGUGGCCAUGAUCCAAAGGAAGCCUAUGAAAUCAUCGUUUGAUUACAAUCUCCUAAUAUUUUGAAAACUAGAUAUUAAUGAAUGCCAAGAAAAAGA